Messenger RNA from Girardinichthys multiradiatus, 3418 nucleotides. It is a transcript of the gene kdm2ba, whose product is annotated as lysine (K)-specific demethylase 2Ba. Bases 104 to 2440 code for a protein of 778 amino acids. The record is from RefSeq and is a predicted model, not a curated record. Lineage: Eukaryota; Metazoa; Chordata; Actinopteri; Cyprinodontiformes; Goodeidae. Gene Ontology annotation, molecular function: histone demethylase activity; zinc ion binding; protein binding. The transcript is spliced from 10 exons. Gene Ontology annotation, biological process: protein demethylation; regulation of transcription by RNA polymerase II.
GGACCGUGUUGCUGUGUGGGAGGGGGAUGAGCUGAGCUGAGUUGGAGGCUCGUUCAGCCAUGUUAGUUUCCUUCUGCGGUUCACAUACGAUGAGAGGAGCGUCAUGGCCUUGUCAAUGAGCGGAGACGAUGAAGAAUAUGAGUCAGAGUCCGAGCAGCAGCGAGCAGUUAACCGGCCAAAGCCAAAGAUGGGGACAACGUCGGCCGUCAAGCUGCCGUCCAACCGCAGCGCGUCGGGAGCCAGACGCAGGAGGACGCGCUGUCGGAAGUGUGAAGCGUGUCUCCGCACAGAAUGUGGAGAGUGUCACUUUUGUAAGGACAUGAAGAAGUUUGGAGGGCCAGGGCGCAUGAAGCAGUCCUGCAUCAUGAGGCAGUGCAUUGCGCCUGUCCUGCCCCACACAGCUGUGUGUGUCGUGUGUAAAGAAGCGGGGAAGGAGGACACGCUUGAGGAUGAAGAAGAGAAGUUUAACUUCAUGCUAAUGGAGUGCUCCAUCUGCAAUGAGAUUGUCCACCCGAACUGCCUGAAGGUGAGCGACGCCUCCGGAGUGGUGAACGAUGAACUGCCUAACUGUUGGGAAUGUCCCAAAUGCAACCACGCUGGCAAAAGUGGAAAAGUAUUGAAGCAAAAAAGGGGCCCCGGGUUCAAGUACGCCUCCAACCUCCCCGGCUCUUUGCUGAGGGAACAGAAGCCUGCGAAGGAAGAGGGGGACCUUUCUUCUGCGACGAAGAGGAAGCCAGAGCGAGAUGAGACACCCAGGUACAGAACCGAGGAGGCUCUCCAUCGACAGCCGCCACUGCUUUCCCCCAGCAGCCUGCCAAGGCCCAGACCCGAGGACAAGCUGAGGAAGAAGAGGAAGCUUUUCGAUGAUGAUGAGGAAGAGGAACUCUGUGUGAGGAAGAAGGAGAAGUCGGAUGACCCAUAUUUUUCUAAACUUCUUUCCCAAGUCAAGACAGAAAAGGAGGAGGAAGAUGAUGAAGAUGAGGAAGGAGGAAGAGAGUCUCAUUUCCGGAGUGGCGUGGACAGGAAAGGUCGCUUUGGAGAGCCUGAAGAGGAAGGGGAUUAUAGGGACUCAAGGAACGACUCUUUGAAUUCUUCCAUUAAAACACCACUUGGAGACAGCGACCACUCUCUCUGCAGCUCUCCGCAGGCCGGCCCCAGCAGCGAGGGCGGAAGUGAGACGCAGGAAAAAGGGCCCCGUCCAAAGGCUCGCCGUAAGAGGCGUUUGCCCAACAGAGAGCUGAGCCGAGAACUCAGCAAAGCACUGAACCAGGAAAUCCAGAAGACUGAGGACUGCCUGGCCAAUGAGAACAGGCAACCACUAAAGGUGGAACCAGAGACGGAGAACGAGGAACCAAAGAAGCUGUUCCGCAAUGGUAAUGAACUUGGCGACCAGAGGUCUCACCUUAGGACCAAAGAGAUGAACGGGAACACCUGGGACCUGCGCCACUUUUACCCAAGUCAGAUCACUCCUCUGGGCUUCAACCGGAGCACCCCGACUACACGGCCAGUUCCCCCGCGCUCCCCGCCCAAGUGUGUCCAAAUGGAACGGCACGUAAUUCGACCGCCUCCGAUCAGCCCGCCCCCUGACAGACUGCCCCUGAAAGACGGGAAAGCACACAUCCUGCAGCGCGAGGUCUGGAUGAAGAUAUUUGGCUAUCUCUCUCACCAGGAGCUGUGUGUCUGCAUGAGAAUCUGCAAGACGUGGAACCGAUGGUGUUGCGACAAGAGACUUUGGACAAACAUAGAUCUGAAUCGCUGCACCUCCAUCACCCCGCUUAUGCUGAGUGGGAUCAUCCGCAGGCAGCCAGUCUCCUUGGACCUCAGCUGGACCAACAUCUCCAAAAAACAGUUGAGCUGGCUCAUUAAUAGAUUACCAGGUCUGCGAGUGUUAAAGCUGUCGGGUUGUUCCUGGGCUGCUGUCUCUGCACUGUGCACCUCCAGCUGCCCCCUGCUGCGCACUCUGGAUGUCCAGUGGGUGGAGGGACUCAAAGAUGCACAGAUGAGGGACCUCCUCUCACCGCCCACUGACAAUAGACCAGGUCAGCUGGAUAAUCGCUGCAAGCUGCGGAACGUUGAGGACCUGCGGCUGGCAGGGCUGGACAUCACCGACGCGUCCUUGCGUCUCAUCAGUCGACAGAUGCCUCUGCUGUCCAAGCUAGACCUGAGUUACUGCAACCAUAUCAACGACCAGUCUGUGAACCUGCUCACUGCAGCAGGAACUACGACCAGAGACUCCCUCACAGAUAUCAACCUAUCAGUUUGUAACAGAGUCACAGAUCAUUCACUGAACUAUUUCAAGCGCUGUGGCAGCAUCUGUCAGAUCGACCUUCGCUUCUGCAAGCAGGUGACCAAGACGGCCUGCGAGCACUUCAUUGCAGAGAUGUCUGUGAGCGUCCCAUUCAAACUGAAAGAGGACAAGCUGCUGCAGAAGAUAAGCUAGUUUUUAACGGGACAAAACCAACCUUUUCAGACUGUUUUUGCACUUAAACUUCACGUCCGGUGAUAAGUCUCUGAAUCACUGUUGUCGUGGAAUAAAACGAAAGGGGAAAUUUCUGGAGGGAAUUCUGCGCGAGGUGAAAUUCACUGGACGGAAAAAGAUUGCAUGUAUUUCUUUUUAUAUUUUUACUUUCAUAAACGUGGUUGUAUUAGUUAUUUUAUUGGUUUUGUUUCAUUUAGAACAUAUUUUUGUACAAGAAAAUUUGAAAGUUUUUUUGUUUUUUUGUUUCUGGAGCUGAAUAUCAUAGGCUCUUUUGUCAUGUUAAACAAAACAACUUACCUUCCUUUUUACCUGUGUGCCAAAAUCUCUGUUUGACAUUGACGCUUCAGUAUACAGAUAAGAAAAAGAAAACAUGUAUGUGCUGUGAUUUAAUUACCAUUAGCUACUUGAAAUUGGUGAAUUUCAGUGAAAGCGAUAAAUUUAUAAAUUUGUUACACCCUCAUGUUUUACGCAAACAUUAACUGUAGAGGGGUUGGUUUGGACGUUUUCAAUAAUAUUUCAAUAUUAACUUAUUGAUUUAUAUUUUUAUUACAGUUUGUAUUUAUUUGUUUUGGUUUCUUUUUCCAGUGACUUGACAUAGGUGUCUUAAAUGGUUGGUUCAAAUGAUGCGCGUGAAUAAUUUAUCAGGGUGGCUGGAGCUUGCCUCAGCCGCCCAGUUUGUGUGUUUUGGUGUCCAAAAGUCAGUUACAGCAAAUCUAACAAUGACUUGAAAGCAGGCAACCUCACACAAAUAGAUAGGCAACUAAUUAUGACCUCUGCAAGUAUUUGCAUACAUUUGAAAAUAUACUUCAUACAGUAGGUGUUGUAUUUUUGGGUGUCGUGCUGUAAAUUUAUCGCCUCAGGUGAAUGUGAUUAUGUUUAUACAUGUAAAUCAACAAAGAAGUGCUCAUUUGCAUUAAAAUAACUAAAUUUGUACUGUCA